Molecule: messenger RNA, 5196 nt
Organism: Leptidea sinapis
Lineage: Eukaryota; Metazoa; Arthropoda; Insecta; Lepidoptera; Pieridae
Gene: gem
Product: transcription factor CP2
Exons: 19
Coding region: 493-2484 (663 amino acids)
Biological process (GO): regulation of transcription by RNA polymerase II
Cellular component (GO): nucleus
Molecular function (GO): DNA-binding transcription activator activity, RNA polymerase II-specific; RNA polymerase II cis-regulatory region sequence-specific DNA binding
Source: RefSeq, a predicted model, not a curated record
UUGUCACAGAUUACACACAGUCUCGUUAUAUCAUAAACAACACAAAUAAAACUAUUACAACGCAUACGCGUAAAGGUGAAUAAAAGGUAUUGGGCAUAAGAUGACAAAGGACUACAGUGGACUAUUAACAAAGCCGUACAGUGUUAUGUCCGUGAAAACAUACCGGUGGACAAUAAUAUGUUGUAGUGUUUUCUGACGAAAGCAGCAGUAGAAAACUAAGUUUUUGAGAAUAACGUCAUCUGUUGGUGAAAAAACAGAACACGUUUACGGUAGUUUAUUGGAACACCUUCUGCUGUCACGAGUGAAACAAAGUAGAAUACCAGCAAGUUACUGUGAUCUUUGUCUUCUAAAUUAAUUGAAUAUUUUUAAACUCCGCUGUCAUCUAAGAAUAUAGAAACCGCCAAUACUUAGGUGUUUACCUGCAAAAAGUCACGUGAAGGAAAGUAGCAGUUUUGUGAACUGCGCCACCUAUUAUUCGAAAUAGAGACUGCGAUGGUUGAAGACACGGACGUGCAAGCGGACCGCGUGUCAGCGGCCGCUGUGCUACAGUUCGCAGCAAGGGAAGUUCGCGAGGGACGGAGGUUCUUCUCAUUUGGAUAUUCUUACGAUUUUGGCUCGGCCGCUCAGCCAUCUCUUGUCGAUAUGGGGGGGAGUGGCACCAGCUCCUCAUCCUCCCACAUGUCUCCAGGAUGGCAGGUCAACGAUCUGGAUUUGGACUUGCCCGGCGAGCUGUCCAUGAACGAGGCUCUACUAUCGCUGCCUGCAUUGGCAAACUUCAAACAGGAGGCGCCGUCCCCCACGGGGGUUGUGCUGUCCCCCCCUGUGAGGAGGCAGUGGCCCCCUCGCAGGAAUGAUGACAGACAGAUCACUAGUAUGGUUGUAGACAGCCGUGACGCGAUAGAGCAGUCUCCGCCGCAUAAUGGCCUCAUAAGUCAAUACUCCAGUAGCCCCGAGAGCAUGCAGUGCCAACCGGCGAUCCCCACAUCUAUGAUCAAUAUGAACGGCUACCACUCACCCACUGAACACGAUAAUAAAAAUGCUGGUCUGUUGAUGUGUUCUCCGAGCUCGUUCGACGGCUUCUUGCACUCUCCAGUGCAGCAGCGGACUGAUGUGGUCUACAAGGAUGACUCCAGGUUUCAAUACGUGCUAGCUGCGGCUACGUCCAUAGCGACAAAACAAAACGAGGAAACACUCACAUAUCUGAACCAGGGACAGCCCUACGAGAUCAAGCUGAAGAAACUGGGCGACCUCUCGCACUCCAAGGGGAAGAUAUUUAAGAGUGUGAUCAAGAUCUGUUUCCACGAGCGUCGUCUCCAAUACAUGGAGCGGGAGCAGAUCGCGCAGUGGCACGAGCAGAGACCUGGAGAGAGAAUCAUUGAGGUGGACGUGCCUCUAUCAUACGGGGUGACUCGUGUCGAACAACCUUCAACCCUCAACGCGUUGCAUGUCUUCUGGGACCCCACCAAAGAUGUCGGUGUUUUUAUCAAGGUGAACUGUAUCUCCACGGAGUUCACCGCCAAGAAACAUGGCGGAGAGAAGGGUGUACCUUUCCGCAUCCAGGUUGAGAGCUACCUGGGGAGUGAUGAGAACACCAGGCUUCACGCUGCUGCCUGCCAGAUCAAGGUGUUCAAGCUGAAAGGCGCAGAUCGCAAACACAAGCAGGACAGAGAGAAAGUCAGCCGGCGUCCCCCUUCCGAUCUGGACAAAUACCAGCCGGGGUGUGAAGCCACUGUCCUCACCACGUUGUCGAGCGACGCGGUGAUGCCCCCGCCGUCUCUAGUUACCACUUCGCCGCCCUAUUCGCCAGAGAUGUGUACUGCACCUAAAUCGAUCGGCAGCCCUGGUUUGACAAAUAAACCUGUACUGAGCCAGCCAUCUAUCAUCACAUCGACAAAUCAAAUGAAGCCGCUUUAUCGCCAAGACAGCUCCGAAGUGAAGGUCCAAACACCAUCAUGCCACUCCCCUGGAGCUAUUUUGCCCGACUUGCCUGCGAACAAUAGUGAAGAUGACAAGAACAAUGGUUUGUCGAAGGACGCGGGUGCCAACGAGACGCAGAGCUGGCUGUCUCGACAUCGCUUCGGUCACCACACCAACACCUUCGCGAACUUCUCCGGGGCUGACCUGCUGAGACUGUCCCGAGACGACCUUAUACAGAUCUGCGGUCUGGCCGAUGGAAUACGUUUGUACAAUGCCCUGCAUGCCAAACGCAUUGAGCCCCGCCUGACACUGUACGUGUCCGCCGGUACCGCCAUCUACAGCGCGCUCUACCUCGACGCGUGCCUGGCGUCAGAACUGUUGCACAAACUCCACCAGCUGUGCACCAACAAUCCGGCUGCCAAGGACUGCGAGACUGUGCUUGUGAGUGGACCGAAUGGAGCUAGAGUACGAUUGACAGACGAGUUGGUUCGUCACCUGCCGGAUACAUCUACCUACAGACUUGACUACGAGGAUAACUCUCUACUUCUCACUCCCACCAACCACUAAUGGCAGGAGUCGAUCGUGAGAUACAACUAAGUUUUUAUAAUUUUGAUGUAUAAGCAACUCACAGAUUGUAUUCUUGUUGAAGUUACAAGAAUACAAUUAUACAGAUUGUCUUUGAUAAAUUCAAUUCAGGCAGCGUACAGAUAUCGCGCGAGAUAUAUGCAGAGUUCAGGAAUGCGAUAGUGAUGUGACCGGGAAAAUUGAUGACCUUAUUAUUACAUGAAUUUAUCGAUAAAUCUUCAAACAAUGCUUCAAGUUUACCAUUUUACACUAGAUUAAAAUAAUGGAUAAUAUUUUCAUCAUAUUUACCCAAUAAUUAAAUCUCUAAAUUUUGUUCUGCCUUUCUUCAACAGAAAACUAAACUAAACAUUUUUCGCGAAUUCUCGUGCUUGAUGUUGAAUAAAAACUCAUUUUUUUUAAUGGAAAACUGAUGGACUCGGAUAAGUCAUUAUUAAAAUCAUCUUUAUCUUAGGCCCCGAUUGCAUUCAACUCGCGCGAUAACUGUAGAUAUGGCGACUUUGGUUUCAGAAAUACCCGACAAAAGUCGAUUCGUGGAUAGCUUACUAAUAAUAAUUGUAAGAAUGCAUCGCAACAAAUAACAAACAGAACUAUUACUUUGUUAAAGCGAUAAAAUAAUAUACUCAGAGAAAACUGCUAGAUCUUUCUUGAAUCUAGAUCUAUUAUGUCUUUAGCCAUGGCGUUCGUUUUACAUAGAUUAUUGUAUUUUUAUAGUUUAUUAUAAAAUAAAUGAUAUAAAAAUAUGUAGAGAUAUGAGUAUUACAAAAUGUUUUUCCCGAGUAGCGUACCUUUUAUAUGUACUAACUCUCAUCUCAUAGAUAUUAAUUAAAUGUGACUAGUUUUUAUUAUGUUUAGCUAUACAAAAACAAUGUCACACUAAUUCAUUAUAUUUUGGACGAUUCACUUACAUUUGAUAGACUCCCCUCUCCUUCUCAAGUGUGAGCAUGUCGUAUAUUCUACAAUUUUUAAUCUGGAACUCAUUUAAAGCGGUGUUCCACAAUUAAAAACUUUUCCUUUCAAUUUAUUUAUAAAGUUCAUAUUUCGCGUUUAGAUUUUAAAUUGCACGUCAUGAAAUUUUUGUCUCUUGUUAUACCUCUGUAUGGCACCUUAUUAUUAUGAAGUCUGUCAUCCUGUUGUGCUAAGUACAGAGUUGGAGAGAAUGGGCAACUAGUUUAUUAGAAUGGGACCAAAGUGUCACAACAUACAUUAGGUAUAAUCAGCAUAUUAUAUUAUAAAAUCAGCUGGUUUUUAGAAGCAUAUUAUUGAAAUAUGUUGAAUUUAGAGUAUCUUCUUAGUAUAAAAUGAGAUUAUUUUAGGCACACUUGGUGUAUGUGCCACAGACAACUGUUACAUAAUAUAUUCCAAGUGUGACGAAGUACAGUAUAAGAAUUCUCUUUAUUUUUAGUUGAAAAUUAUUAUUAGGUAAAGCUGUAACACAUUUUGUUAUUGGUAUUGCCAUUUGUUCGUCAAUUACCAUUAUAAUUAUUAAUUAAUUAUAAGGCUUUUUAUAAUAGCGUAUUUUUGUCGUGCCUUUAUUAAAAAAAAUCGCCAUUAUUUGCUAAGUUUUAUCCGUAGAUUAAAUUGUUAAAUUUUGAAUAUUUGUCUAAGUAAUUGUGCUCGAAAGGCAAUUUUCGUUAGACAACAUUAUUGUUGUUAUUACAAAAAUUAAAGGUUGUUUAACGCUAAACAACACAAAGAUACGAAUUUCUACAAGAACUUUUUUAAAACGAGUGUUCAACACGAGUUUUACUUUUUUGUAAUAACUCAGUAUAGGUUUUACGUCAAUAUUAAUUAUUAUAUAUAAAGUUUAAAUAAGUAAGGCUUGUGUGGUAAUAAUAAUUCAUUUUAACUUGUGAAGGUGUUAUAUACUCCGUGUACGAAUGUCAGUCUCACCAAGUAUCAGUGUUAUGUUAUUAUUAUAGUUGUAAUUAUAUUUUAUUGUAUUGUAUUUUAUUAAUAAAUGCCUUUGGAAGUCUAUUAUCAACUACAAAUUAUUUCUUAUUUUUUUCUGAUUUAUGUUAUAGUCAAACUUCAAAGCUCUGGUGUUUCCAGGUUUAGCUAAUCAAUCAAUGAAAGCCAUAUAGCUUGUUUAAGGUUUUCUUUAUCGAAUUUAUGUCUAUUUCUAGAAGUUGCGGAUUAAGACGGACAGAAUCAAUAUAGUCAAAGUGGUUCCAGUCUAGAACUGACCAGCGUGUAAAUGACGUACGUAGAUAAUUGACUUUAGUUUAAUAAUAACUACUUCCUAGUUAUACCUGAGCUGAACAUUGUUCUUUGACUAUUACAUUUAAAAAUGCAAUAUAUAAUAUGAUAGAAACAGCUUUAGAUGUAUGUACUUUAAAGUCAACGAAACAUCGAGAUAUUCAUCCCAAAAUCAUUAUUUUGUAAAUACAGUUGCGCUUACGUAGAGAUAAUACGAGUUUUAUUUUUUUUUAAUUUAAUAAUUUACCUUCAAUGUUUUAUUUAGUUGUCAACUUGUAAUAAAACGCAAAAAUCUCACUAACUUGCAAGUCUAUUGAAUUAUUUAGUUUUAAUAAAUAAUUUUAGAUAUGUAUAUUUAAGCAACACCCGUGUGAGCCGGUGUUAUAGCCUUACUAUGUGCCUUGUUGGAGAACAGCGCUUAUUGUGUCCGGAGUUUUAUAUUAGUUAGUGUUUAAGUGUUACUUAUGUUGUGUAGUGGCAAUAUAUGAUAGUAAUAAA